Parus major (Great Tit) is the source of this 5657-nucleotide messenger RNA. It is a transcript of the gene RAB44, whose product is annotated as RAB44, member RAS oncogene family. Gene Ontology annotation, molecular function: GTPase activity; calcium ion binding; GTP binding. The transcript is spliced from 17 exons. The record is from RefSeq and is a predicted model, not a curated record. Bases 2288 to 4864 code for a protein of 858 amino acids. Lineage: Eukaryota; Metazoa; Chordata; Aves; Passeriformes; Paridae.
ACCCCAUUCCCUGGUGACAAUGGCUGGUGCCACCAGUGUGAGAUGGCCCUGCAGGACCCCUGUAUGACAGUGGCUCCUCUGUUGUCCCCAUCAUUCCCCCUUCCCCUCUGGGACCCUGUCCUGUGGUGCAAGUGGCCAUUGGCCAUGGGCAAGCUGCUCCCCUCCCUUGGCCCUUCAAAGGGGCCCACAAGGGUGACCCAGGCUGUGGGAUGGGGACACAAGAGCAUGUGGUAGAAAUGUGCAGUGGCAUUUCCUGGGUGGGACUGAGAUCCCCUGGGAGUCAGGGAUGUCUCUGCCACUGGCUGCUUCCUUGGAGGACCCUGAGCAAGGCUUGGAUGCAGACUCAGGGUCUGGUCAAUGUGAGAAAUGACCUGAUUUGCAGAGGAUCCAGAUGAAAAUAAAGUUGAUGGCAAUGAACACCCUCCUGUCAUUGUUCAGCUGAGGCUCCCUAAAGCAUUUGCCUUUCUCUGGAGUGUGGGGUGACAUCCAUGCAGGCCUGUGGCCCUUGACACACACUCAGCCUUUGAGCUGCUGCUGAGUCAAACCCUACAGAUUUAGCCCCUGUAAUCUUUCCCCUUACGUCAGUCCUUCCAAAGCCCCCUGGCUGCUGCCAGGAGCUCCCCCUUGCUGUCCCCUCCCAUUUGCCAGGAGCAGUGACAAUGAAGGAAAUGAGAAAUAGAAACCAGAAAGGAAUCAGUGAAACCCCCUUGUCAGUGUUUGUGGCUCUGGGGAGAGGGAGCUGGGCACCAGGGCUUGAGUUCUGAGUCCCUGGGACACUCCAGGGCUGUGUCCCCUCAGCUUGGGGACAAAACAAUGAUGGGCUCCCUGCAGCUGCGGAAUGGAUGGAAACCUCCCACUUUCAGCCCAGGCUGUGUUCUGCUGCUCCCAGCCCAGCCUCAGCACAGAGCAGGGAUGGUCAAACCCCCACAAGGGAAGGGUCAGGUGGUUCCCUUCCCUUGUCUACGCUCAAACCCCUUUCACUAACACCUUCCUGCAUCUCAUUGGGGUUGGAUCUUACCCUCCCUCCUGGGCUGUGCCUUCCCAUGGCUGCUUCUGGUCCCUAUGCUGGAAGCAUGAUGCCAGAGUCUUGCUGGGCAGAGGGCACAAAUCAAGCUCUCCCAGGGAUAUUUAGGGUUUUCCCUUCAAAAGGGAAAUUUUUCUCCUCAAAUCCUUGGGGGAAGCAAAGCCAAUCCAGCCCUUCUGUGUGCAGCAACAAACAUUGCAGAGGAUUGCAGGACACACAGGCCCCCAGCCCGACCAAAGGAAUGCUUCAGUUUGGGGUAAGCAGCACCAGCUUUGCCCAGAGUGUGGCAAGAACCAGCCAAGCUUUUACCUGGCCCAUAAAUGCCCUGAUGGAGUGGAUGGACCCGAGCUCUGUUAAACAGCAAACGAGCAGGGUGUGGCUGGUUCCCAGUGAGGGAUUUCACCAGUUUAGGGUUGGGGCAUCAGCUUCCACCCCACAGCUCCUGCCCUGCGAGCCUGGGCUCAGAUCUGCUCUGAGCCAGGGGAUGUUAGUUUGAAUUAUGCCCUAGAGAUACCAGUGUUUCCUCCUGCCUGAGUUCUCUUCACAUUUUGCAGCUAAAGGGCAGGAAAAAUGCCUGCAGUCCAUCUGAUCCCGCAUGAAGCCGAGUGCUUGCAGCCCAUGGGCAGGCAGUGGGUUUGCUGCUGGGUUUAAAGCCAAGUUUAUAAUUCUGGCAGGCGCCUUAUAAAACCAUCAGAGAACAGCACAGGGGGAACAUCUUCAAAUUCUGGGGCAAAAGAACCUCCACAGGGGGGUAUUUUCAGGUUGUUUUGUCUUUGGCAGGAUGUUACAAUCUGGGGGUUACAACUAAUCUUGUAUUUUGUGUUAUUUGGAGUCUUAAAAUAACAUUUGCUGUUCGUCUGCUGUUCUUCCCCCCACUCCAAACACCCCCCAGCCCCAGACUAUUGCAAACCAGGACAGGGUGGGGACUUUUCUGCCCUUCCCGAUGGCACUGGCAGUGCCUUUGCAGAGCUGCCCUGGGAUCUGAGGACUUUGGGGGCAGCGUGACCCUCUGAUGGGUCCUUCCCACACCCCACUUGCAGCACAGCAAACAGGAAAUGUAUGAGCACCGGCAGUUGAGUGUCAGAACGGAAAGUGCCUUGAGUAAGAGAGACGAGAGCGGGGCCACGGGGCAGCUCGGGCACCCUCGGGGUGGGACCGGAGACCCCUGGCCUGGGGAGCCCCUUGGCCUCGUGUGCUCCAACUGAGGAUCCCUCUUGGCACGUGGGGAGGGCUGGAACAAAGGUGUGUGGCGAGGACAGUGCCAUGUCCGAGCGCCGGGCGGCUGCCAAGGGCCGGCGCUUGGGCUCCAGCUGGCGCAAGCAGCUGCUUGAGAGCUCCAAGGAGGCCCCAGCACCAGCGCCCAGCCCUGGUGAGGAGCCACCGUGGGCAUCUGAAAUAGUGCAGAGGGUGCAGCACCUCCUCAGCCACCGGGCCACGGAGCAGGCGGGAGUCAUCACCCGCUCAGACGUGCAGAAGCUGCAGGCGGAAGGUUUGCCGUGCAGCAGGGAGGAGCUGGAGCUGGUGUUCGAUGGGCUGGAUGCAGCUGGCACCGGGUGCUUGGGCACAGAGGAGUUCACGGCCGGGCUCCGGCAGUUCCUGAGCUCCCAAACAGCUUCCAGGGAGCACCGGCGGCGGAAGACGGCGUCCCGCAGGGUCCGGCUGGUCCUCCCCACCCCGGCGCUGGAAGGGGGGAACAGCGAGGAGCGCAGACAUUUCGCUGCCUUUAUGGAGCAGCUGGGCACAGAAAACCUCUCUGAAGAACAGGAGAUCUGGCAGCUCUGGGUGAAGCUCCGUCAGGAUGAGCCCCAGCUGCUGGACAACCUGGAGGACUUCCUGGCCAAGAUGAGGCACCGCAUCCAAGAAGCCAGGAGCGAGAAGGAGGCUUUGGAGCUGACUCUGAACAAGCGUGUGGCCGAGCACGACAAGGACGUGCAGCAGCUCUGCGAGGCCCUGGAGCAGCAGAUCCAGCAGGAACAGCUGCGGCUGCAGCAGGAGAGCAUGGCCCGGAGCCAGCAGCAGGGCGAGGAGCUGCAGCGAGUGCUGGAUGCCAGCGAGAGGGAGGUGCAGCGCUUGGUCACGGCGCAGAUGGAGCUGGAGCGGCGCUGCCACAGCCUCCACAGCUCCCAGCAGGUCACCAGCACGGAAAACCGGCAGCUGGAGCAGAGCAACCGGGCACUGGAGCAUCACCUGCAGCACCUGCACCAGCAGCUGCAGCAGACCCAGGGCCACCUGAGGACAAUGAGGGCUACAGUGGUUUGGCAGCACAUGGGGGAGCCCGGGGACAGAGUGGUGGCAGAGUUACCCAUCGAGGUGCCAAUGUCCCCACAGCUGAGUCCUGGGAAGAGCGAGCAGUUCCGCUCCGAGAUGAGGAUCAGGCUGGGAUCCCAGAGCAGCGAGAGCAAAGCCAAGAGCACCCACCAAGUGGUUUGGGAAAUGCUGCCAGCAGAAAUAAACCUUUCCGGAGCCCCACGGACAGCAAGCUCUGCAGAAGAGGACCCCUUCCCAGAAUCUCUGAAAGAGGAAGGUGUCUCUGACCAAAGCUCUUUGCUAAGAGAGAUGAAUGAUGCAAUAGCAGCUCUGAGCAAACAUCUGAAGGCACAGGCAGUGGGUGCAUCCCCUGCCCUGGCAGACAUACCCUGCCACCCCUGGGACAAUGCUGAGCCCCAAAUGGGGCUAGAGGCAGCCACAGCCCAUGAAACAACCCCUGGGGUCCUGCAGGAGACCCUCCCUGGAAAUGUCCAUCAUGAGCUGCUGGAAGGAGACCUGCAAGAGGGAGCAGCCACAGCUGAGCUUCAUGCUCUGGAUGUGACACAGGCUGAUGCGUGGCAGCUUUGUGCUCCAGGACAGGCAGCCCAAAGGGAGCUUCAGGAGCAGGUUUCAGCACAGGGACAUGAGGGGAGGCUUCACACGGUGGCCCAACAGCCAGAGGGGGAGACACCACCCGCGAUGGCACCGGAGCACACGGCUGUUGGACCUGCUGAGCAUCCAAAGCAAGGGCUGCCACCAGCAUCAACACUGCACACAGUGCGACCAGAAGAUGCUGGGAGGGAUCAGCUGGGGCUGGUCCUCAGAGACAACUCACUGUGGCAAAGGCAGCUCUUGGGAGAACAGAGCAAAGACCUCAGUGUUGGUGAAAGAGAGAAGAUGCAAGAGUUUGGUCAGAAAAUGAGUCAAGAAGGUGAUUCCAGCCCAGAAGAGCCAGGGGCUGUGACUGCAGGUGGGGCAGGAGCUGCCCCAAGGGGUUGUCCCAAAGCUGCCCUGGACCCAGACCACCUCUACAACGUGCUGUUCAUUGGGGACUCCCAUGUGGGCAAAACGUCGUUCCUGUACCGUUUGCACGCUGACACCUUCAACCCCCACCUCACCGCCACAGUGGGACUGGAUUAUCAGAUCAAAAACCUCGUUGUGGAUAACAAGCACUUUGCUCUCCGCCUGUGGGACUCAGCUGGUCAGGAAAGGUACCACAGCAUGACCAAGCAGUUCUUCAGGAAGGCGGACGGGGUGGUGCUAAUGUACGACAUCACCUCCGAGUACUCCUUCUCCGACGUGCGCUACUGGCUCAGCUGCAUCCAGGAAGCAGCAGAGGAUGGAGUUGCUGUUCUGCUUCUUGGGAACAAAACCGACUGUGCUGCCCAGAGACAGGUCCCUACAAAGGAGGGUGAAUGCCUGGCCAAGGAGCAUCAGCUCAUGUUUUAUGAGUGCAGCGCUGCCUCGGGCCACAACGUCUUCGAGUCCAUGGUCAGCUUCAUCAGGUUACUCAAAGUUCGUGAAGAUAAAUUGAAAAAUAAGGCAGAAGAGGUACCACAGGCACCCCAGAAGAAAAAGGGCUGCUGCUGGUGAUGGACAGACACCCCACACAUUGAUCUGAAACUGCACCAACAGCCAGAAAAGCAUCAAAACAGUCCUUGGACACCUCCUCUUUCCCCGAGUGUCUUCCUUGCCUGAUCAUCCUUGGAUGCUGUGGGGGACCCCCUGCCAUUCCCCCUGAGCACACCGGCCCUCCAAAAUACUUCUCAGAGAACUUUAGCACUUUCUUUUAGAGAGCAAAAUCAGGCCAAGAAAAGAGGCAGAAAAGGAGCCCAGCUGGGUCUGAGAUGCUGCAAUGAUACUGGAAGCAGCAGGGAGUAAACCCAAGCCUUGGGACAGAAGAAAUGAAAACCUGAAGCCAUCCAAGUGUAUAAAACAAGGGGGUUUAGUGCUGUUGGUGCUCUGGGCUCUGGGGACUUCUGCUCUGGCUUUGCAAUCUGAUUGGGUUUGUUCAGGAAUAAUGAGAUAUUCAAUAUAUUUUAAAUGCACUUAAAUCUCUCCAAUGAGACAUGGUAAAGCUAAUUUUUCCCUUUCCUGGUUUAUCCUGGCAGUGAGCAGUGAUGGGGCUUAACAGAAACUAUUGAAUAUUGUGCUCAAAAUAAAUUCAAAAGCCCCAAGAGCUUGUCCAUGAUAAGAAGAAGAUCAAUGCUUGCAAGAAGUUUUUUUCAUUGUGCUGUCCCCAGAGCAGAAUUCUGGACUACUGCAGCAAAUCUCAGGCUGGGCAGAGAACGAGCUGCUGCAUCCUGCCCUUCUGCUCUUUGUGAAGUAGUGAAUUGUUUUUAAAUCCAGCUUGAAAAAUCUAAAUAAACACAUGUCACAAUUUCAA